UGUAAGGCUCUUAAAAACUCAUGCUUUGUUAAAGACAGGCUGCUGUGUUAAAACUAAGGCACACAAAUGGACCCAGAUGUUAUUCAAGACUCCCUAAGGAAAGAUAAUUAUGAAGAUUUAGACUUGGGACCUCGUUUUAAACGGAUGCAGAUAACUGACAAUAUCAGAGAACUUCAAACGGUAUUAAGAGACAGAUCUACAUCAAGAAGUGAUUUUGUCUUCUAUGCAGACAGACUGAUUCGCUUGGUUGUGGAAGAUGGCUUAAAUCAGUUGCCAUACAGGGAAAAAGAAGUCACCACUCCAACAGGCUGCAAGUACAAAGGUCUGAUGUAUGAGAAAGGGAAUUGCUGUGUUAGCAUCAUGAGAAGUGGUGAGGCUAUGGAACAGGCCCUGCGUGACUGCUGCCGCUCAAUACGUAUCGGGAAGAUCCUCAUUUACAGUGAUGAGGACACACACGAUGCCAAGGUCGUCUACUCCAAGCUGCCACCUGACAUUGCCAACAGGAAGGUGCUCCUGCUCUACCCCAUUGGAAGCACAGGUAACACAGUGAUCAAAGCUAUGCAUGUCCUCAAAGAGAACAAAGUACCUGAGAAGAAUGUAGUACUACUCAACCUGUUUAUCACCCCUCAAGCUGCCAAGACAUUAAUAGAGACAUUCCCAGAGCUGACAAUCCUAACAUCAGAAGUCCAUCCAAUUGCACCACACCAUUUUGGUCAGAAGUACUUUGGAACUUCCUAGACCUGCAGCAGCGAUGUGGAUCUCCUAUCCAGAAAUAUCUUACCUGUAGCCUUAAAAUUGCCAUUUUUUAAGGGCAAUGAAUUCCAUGUUUUAAUUAAAUUACAUUUUCAUUCUAUUCCAGAAACAUGUUAAACAUAGUACCGGUAUUGAAAUUAUAAUUUAAGUUUUUCAUUGGUCUGAGACAUACAACUGUAGUCUUCCAUGUUUAAAUGAAAUUAUGGCUUGCAUUUGUUAAAUGUUAAUGUAUGAUUUAAUUUUUGUAAAAUUUUGUCUGGAGCAAAAACUAAACAAAAGACGGAGUGGGAUGUGGAGUUAACAAGACCCAUUAUUCUUGCUUCCAUAUUUUUGGAAUUAUUCCCAUUUAUUUUGAAUUUAAAUCUUAUGUGGAACAUAUUUUGAAAACUGUAAUGGGUAUGAUCUUGAAUCUAAAUAGGUAGGAAGAUCUCCUGAAUUGAUAUGCACAAGAACCUUAACUCUUGCUUCAAUAUUUUUAGAGUUAUGACCUUUUCUUAUUUUUUUACAUUUAAAUUGUGAAUGGGGCAUAUCUUGCUAACGAUACAAUAUAUCAAGUUAAGAGUUCAUAGCUAGAUACUGAUAGAUCUCAAUAUGGGAACUGCAUGAGUGCCUUAUCUCAUGCGUUCAUAAAUUCCCUGUACUUGCCUCAAUAUAUGAAAUAUUGUCUAGGGCAUAUUUUUAUAAUAUAAGGAAGUAUUGAGUCAAAAUUUCAUAGGUGUGAAGCUUUCAUUGUUGGGAAACCUUAAUUGCAUAUGCCAUCUGACAAGACAACUUACAUGGAAUAAUGUUUUGAUACGUAUCAUCUUCACUUAAUGCUUAGAUUCAUUGUGGUGAACACACAACUUAUGAAAUGACAACUCUGUUUACAUAUUUGAGACUUCUUUUAGAUGGCCUUUUACAUACUUACUUCUUAUGACAUUAAAUUGUCCUCUAAAACCACAGACACAUAAGUAAUGAGCAAAUGAAUUAAAUGAAUGGCCACCUUAACCCUUUCAGUGCGGGAACCGAAUUUUGAAGGCCUUUGCAAACAGUUUGGAUCCAGAUGAGACGCCACAGAUCGUGGCGUCUCAUCAGGAUCCAAACUGUUUGCUAUUCUGAUAGUAUUGUUUGAAAAAAAUCGAAGAAAAUGCUAAUUUUAGAAAUUCAGCAGACGACAUUUUAGCAGAAGACAAAUUUCCCAGCAAGCAAAGGGUUAAAUACUGUUGCUCAUCAUACAGCAAUAACAUUUAGCCUGCUGGUUCUUACAAUGUCAGUAUUCUGUAAUUUUCACAUUUUCUUAAUUAUUGAUACAGAGGGUUUUUCAGGCAUGAAAGUGCCAGUUCUGGUUUAAGUAAAACUUAAGAUGCUUCUGGAAUAUCGUCAAUGUAUCUUGUAUAUAGUUCCGGUAGGACCAUUCCAAUUAAUUGGAUUUAAAUGAUGCUUGCAGUUGUAAAGCUGAUGUCAUGAGUGAAUUUCAGGGGAAAGAUUGUGGAAGUUAUGUCUGCUUGAAUGUUGGUGUGUUUUAAUAUGUCUGUACAAGGUAAUUUGUCUCAUAAUAUUGAACUGUUGCAUAUAAAAAAAGAGUUAAUAUUUGUUGAAGAAACCUUUUCCAGAAAUACAUUACCUGUUUAAGUAUUCCAUUGGAAAUAAUCUCAAAAACAUCAGUUGUGCUUAAAUUUCUGUAAUAUAAUCAAAGUAAUGAUCAUAUGAGGUGGUUGUGAAAUUAUAAUGACCAUACUUGUUUUCUUUUUGUGAUUUAACUUUCAAUUUGUGAUGGAAACAAAGUGUCUGUGUUUACUCUAGUGUGUUGUCAAAGAGCUUUGUAUUUUAUGGGGCACUUAAAUAUGUUUUUUGUUCUUUAAAAUGUGAAAUAACUGUGUAUUAUGAUGGUUUUAUGUCUCUAGUUCUUGCUGCUUGUGGGAUGUAAUAUGAUAACAAUAGGAUUUUCUCCUUUUUCUGCAUUGCUUUUUAUUGUUAUUAAAAAACUUUAACUUUAUGAAGUAUUAAGUAAUUACAUAUUAAUAUUGUACAUAUUUUAAUGUAUUGUGAACUACCAUAUAAGUCAGUUUUAUAUUACUAUAUUGUAUUUCAUUUACAUGUACGAUGCACUCUAGGCUUACAUUCCAAUACAUAUUAAGUAUUUUAUGACAUU
Molecule: messenger RNA, 2884 nt
Organism: Dreissena polymorpha
Lineage: Eukaryota; Metazoa; Mollusca; Bivalvia; Myida; Dreissenidae
Product: uracil phosphoribosyltransferase homolog
Exons: 7
Coding region: 67-738 (223 amino acids)
Source: RefSeq, a predicted model, not a curated record